Auanema sp. JU1783 is the source of this 1284-nucleotide messenger RNA. NCBI's taxonomy places the organism in Eukaryota, Metazoa, Nematoda, Chromadorea, Rhabditida, Rhabditidae. The record is from the annotation of a GenBank genome assembly.
AUGGGCAAGCUGGAUCGUUUUGAUAUUAUUUUGAAUAACCCAGAAGAAGCCUACUUUGCUGGACAGGAAAUUUCUGGAAAAGUGAUUAUUGAAGUGACCGAGCCAAAAAAGGUCAAUGAAAUCCUUCUGGAGUUGAAAGGCAGAGCCAAGACAUACUGGACCAAACAUUCAGGCAAAUCACGAAAACAUUACACGCACUCAGAGCCCUACUUCCUUGAACAAUUUAAUACAUCAUACACACACAAGUUCACCAUUUGUAAAGAUGGAAAAGAAAAAGAACGUGUCUUGCCUGCUGGCCUGCACGAGGUCCCAUUCUCCUACACACUACCUAAAUCACUUCCUACUUCGUACGAAGGCGAAUUCGGACAUAUCCGAUAUACUUGUAAAGCGACAUGUGAAAGAUCCUGGGAUUUCGAUAUUGUUUCACGGAAAGCCUUUACUGUUAUAGGAAUAGAGGAUAUCAAUUCAGAUGCUAAGCUCAAUGAGCCUAUUUCCAUAUCCGAAUCCAAUCACACCGUUGCGUUAUGCUGUCGGAAAAAUGGCUCCGUCACUGGUGAGAUAACUAUUCCAAAAGGCGGUUAUACACCUGGGGAAACGAUUCAAGCCAGCUAUAGGGUUAUUAAUUCAAGCUCCAGAUUAAGAAAUUACAAUAUCCGUCUGGUACAAACAACCACAUACAAAGCCAAGACGUUUGCGGGACAUGAACACGUAAAAACAAUCAACCAUAUUGUUUUUAAGUCUGAAAAAAAUGAGGUUCAAUCGAACACUACAACUUCUUGGCUGGAGGAGAGUAUCACACUACCCUCUCUUGCACCUCGCUUAGGUAAAUGUAAAAUUAUUUCCGUGCAAUACACUGUAGAACUGGAGAUUGAUCCUGCUUUCAUUGUUGCUUGCCCAAUCAUUAUUGGAUCGAUACCUCAGUUAUCAGAACUUUUAACUCAUUCCAAGGCUAGAACGAAUGGCCAACCUUUCGAAUCGAAAAGUAAUCUUAAAUCAGAAUCACCGCCUAAACAUGAGUCUCCGACAGUUGACGUGCAGGUUACAAUAACCGAUGAGUCGGGCAAAACAAUAUGUGAAGAGCUGAGUAGUGAAAUGGAUGCUUUACUAUCAGCUCGAAAACGGGUACGAAUGCCUUCGUCAAUUCUGUCGGAACUAUAUCCAACAAUGCCUAGUCCAUAUUACAGGGAGUCUUUUCAUGGAGCUGUGGACAUUUCCGAGGAAAAAGAAAGCGCUCAAUAUGGAGAAAAAAUGUUCGCGCCAAAAUAUCCAUUUUACACGGACUAA